Leptopilina heterotoma is the source of this 1673-nucleotide messenger RNA. RefSeq names its product protein odr-4 homolog. Gene Ontology annotation, biological process: intracellular protein localization. NCBI's taxonomy places the organism in Eukaryota, Metazoa, Arthropoda, Insecta, Hymenoptera, Figitidae. Bases 62 to 1450 code for a protein of 462 amino acids. The record is from RefSeq and is a predicted model, not a curated record. Gene Ontology annotation, cellular component: endomembrane system. The transcript is spliced from 8 exons.
ACUUCAAGUUAUAAAGUGACAGAUAUUUUUUAAUAUUUAAAAAAAUUAUUUUUCACCGAAAAUGCCAAGGACAAUUUUUGCAAACGAUGAUCUAUUAGAUUAUUUAACAUCCCUCGCUAAUCCUACCGGAUAUACCAUAGGAUUAAUAUUGGGACAGAGUUGUGAACAGAAAGAUUUUGUCAUUCAUUUGGCAAGAACUUCUCAACCCUCAAAAAAAGACGUAAUUGAAGAGUCCGUUCUUGGUUCAAGUUUAAAUGUUUCCCAAGAAUCAUUUACUUCCAUAAAGUCUAUUAAGGACAUUCCCGGAAGUUGGGUCGCUGAUCAUGCAAAACACGUUACAAGAAUGUUGCCCGGUGGAAUGUGGGUUUUGGGAAUUUUCACCGUUGGUCCAGAAGAUGUAUUCACGACAAAUGCUUCAGUUGAGAAAUUAAAAGCAAUUCUCUCAUCGGUUGAGAAAAAUUUAAUCGCCAAUCCACAUUUAUAUGGAAAUCAUGAAGAGGAAAGUCUUCUACUACAUUUUAACAGCCUUACAAAAAAAUACAUCUGUAAAUCAAUGGACGCAAAAAAUUUCUUAAAACCAGUGGAUUGGAAAUUUCAAAGCAAUUCUACAUUCACAAAGUGGCACCAUCUCGAGACACUUGUUGAUUUUGAUCGUGUGUUUCCUAUUUCGAGACUGAAAACGCCGAAUCCUUUGAAGAAACAAUUACAGGAUAUUCUCAGUGAGACGACAAAUAUGAUUAAUUCCUCAUUGGUGGUAAUUGAAGGUGAAUUACGUUCAGACGACGCCGCUGUUGAAACGAUUGGCAAACAAUUGUCAAAAGAGAAGAAAACUGAGAAGGAAAGCAGUGGCGAUAAUGAGUCUGAGAAAAAAAUACUACAAGUCGGAAUUUAUAUUCCCUGCCAAAAGAAUUUCGAUAUGCAAACAAUAGAAUGCACUGGAUCGAUGCGAUUGGUCGGUCAACUUGUCAGUCGAACGUUUGUCCAUCAAAAAGCAACAAUAGAAGAGGCGGUGAAUGCUGUGAAACAGGAUAUAUUAAGAUCAUUGGCCAGUCGAUUGGAAAUGCAUUGGGACAGUUUGAUUGAAGAAGAAGACGGUUCACCCGAAGAAACAAUUACACUUCAUGAACCGCCGAGGAGAGUUUUGAUUCAACUUCCAAGGAAUAAAGUCAGUUUAUCGGAUUAUUUGUUCCCCGGUGAAGGCACACAGGAAUCUUUACUUUCACUUCGUGAACUGUUGGAUAUAAAAGUGCAGGAAUGCAAUAUCAAUAAGGAUUUAGAAUUACAAGUUGAUCCAUCGGAAUUUUAUUGUCAAAGUGCAGACACAAGGACAAGUGACACAGCCAGCAUUCAAAAAAAUAUUAUCGGAAAAAAAAAUAUUUUCCUAUUCAUCACUGGUUUCAGUUUUGCUCUACUUAUCCUCAUUGUAGCCAUAAUAUUUAAUCGAGCUUAAAACCGAAAAACUCUCAUUUAGUCCUGGACUAAAAAUAUUGAUUAAAUAAUGUAAAAAAAUUCUAAAACUUGAUUUUUUAAAAUUUUUAUUCAAGAGUUCUGUACAAUAUUCUUUUUGUUUUCGUACUUCAUUUUAUAAAGAAAUAGAAUAAUUAUAGUGUUGUAAAAAUUCAUACCUUAUAAUGUAUAAAAAAGAAUAAAACGAGAGUUGACAAUUUUUAUCA